Oryza brachyantha (malo sina) is the source of this 1050-nucleotide messenger RNA. Its product is annotated as U1 small nuclear ribonucleoprotein A. Bases 43 to 801 code for a protein of 252 amino acids. The transcript is spliced from 5 exons. Gene Ontology annotation, cellular component: U1 snRNP. Gene Ontology annotation, biological process: mRNA splicing, via spliceosome. The record is from RefSeq and is a predicted model, not a curated record. Gene Ontology annotation, molecular function: U1 snRNA binding. NCBI's taxonomy places the organism in Eukaryota, Viridiplantae, Streptophyta, Magnoliopsida, Poales, Poaceae.
GAGAGAGAGAGCUCUGGAGCUCGAGCGGCGGCGCGCGAGGAGAUGAGCGGCGAGGCGGCGGCGGUCGGCGGCGGCGCCCCGGAGGAGAACGGCGUACCGCCGAACGUCACCAUCUACAUCAACAACCUCAACGAGAAGAUCAAACUCGAGGAACUUAAGAAAUCCCUACGUGCGGUUUUCUCCCAGUUUGGGAAGAUUCUUGAUGUGCUUGCUUUCAAGACUUUGAAGCAUAAAGGCCAAGCCUGGGUUGUGUUUGAAGAUGUUGCAUCAGCAACUGAGGCCUUGAAGAGCAUGCAAGACUUCCCCUUCCAUAAUAAGCCUAUGAGGAUCCAAUAUGCCAAAACAAAAUCAGAUAUUAUAGCAAAAGCUGAUGGCACCUUUGUACCUCGAGAACGAAGGAAGAGGAACGAUGAUAAACCUGAAAAGAAGCAGAAGCGUGAGCAGCACCAUGAUGUAAGUCAAGUUGGCUUAGGUGUGAAUGCUUACCCCGGUGUUUAUGGAGCUCCUCCGCUCUCCCAGUUACCUUUUGCUGGGGCACAGAAGGUCAUGAUGCCAGAGAUAAUUGUACCGAAUAACAUCCUCUUCGUCCAAAAUCUCCCACAUGAGACGACCCCUAUGAUGCUUCAGAUGCUCUUCUGUCAGUACCCAGGGUUCAAGGAAGUCAGGAUGGUUGAAGCAAAGCCUGGGAUCGCUUUCGUGGAGUAUGGAGAUGAGGGUCAAGCCACCGCAGCCAUGAACCUUCUUCAGGGUUUCAAAAUUACAAAAGAUAACCAGAUGCUUAUCACGUAUGCGAAGAAGUAAAGUGUGUGUUGACUUGCCCAAUGAAUGUUGUAGUCCAAGUUUUGCACAAUCGAUAGAUUCUUCGUUGUUAGGCAGACUACAUCGUCAUGAUAAAUCAUUCUAAAUGUAAUGCUCAGCUGCGCUCGUGUGCUUUCAUGAAUGAGGUGACAAUUGAACCGUUUUUGGCAAGUCGUGUAUUCUAGCAUUUAGUUCUGCCACCUUAUGUAAAAUAUCGACUCUUCACAGCUUGAGACAAUUUGCGUUUUGUCA